GAAUCUGCCCGGUUAAACCCUCGCAAGGUUUAGAAGUGGGAUUACUUCUGUUCUUCUAUGCAAAUCUACUGGACUUCUGGAUACUGCAGUCUAACAAGUGCUGCUGCAAGUUUGCUGGGUCAAUGUGUUGUGGUAAAGAACCACCAUCAGACACAGAACAAGCAGAGGAACCAUGAGUACAGCCAAGCCCAGUGGGCUGAAGGCCCCAAGCAAGAUCAGCAGGCCGGCCACAGCAGCUGGCACCAAGUCCUCUCCUUCAAAUGCUACCAAAGCUGUUCCAGCUGACAAAGCUUCACCUGAUACCCAGGAUGCAACUGAGCAGUUCAAGAUUGGGGACCGUGUCUGGGUCAAUGGCAACAAAGCAGGUGUCAUCCAGUUCCUGGGAGAGACCCAGUUCGCUCCAGGUCAAUGGGCUGGCAUUGUCCUGGAUGAACCAAUAGGAAAAAACGAUGGCUCUGUGGCAGGAGUGCGGUACUUUCAGUCUGAGCCAUUGAGGGGUAUCUUCACGAGGCCCUCCAAGCUUUCUCGAACAGAAGGAGAGGCUAAUGGCACGACAACGGCACCAGCAUCGCCAACCCCCUCCACCGCAGCGCUGCCGUCCGCUCCAUCGGCCAGCACCGCCACCAAGACGGCUGCCGCGCCCAUGCAACCUGCCACGACAACCUCAAACCUAACUCGCUCAAACAGCGAGUCAGUUUCCAACCUCUCGGAGACGGGCUCGGUGAAGAAAGGCGAAAGGGAGCUAAAGAUGGGCGAUCGUGUCCUGGUUGGUGGCACCAAAGCUGGUGUGGUACGUUUCUUAGGAGAAACUGAUUUUGCUAAAGGAGAGUGGUGUGGAGUUGAACUGGAUGAGCCCUUAGGCAAGAAUGAUGGUGCAGUGGCUGGAACCAGGUACUUCCAGUGCCAGCCCAAAUAUGGACUCUUUGCCCCUGUGCACAAGGUGACACGUAUUGGCUUCCCAUCUACCACUCCUGCCAAGGCGAAGGCCACGGUGCGAAAGGUGCCGUCUACGACAGCAGGUUUGAAACGCAGCCCAAGCUCCUCCUCCGUCAGCUCCAUGAGUUCAGUGGCUUCAUCUGUAAGUGGAAAGCCCAGCCGCACAGGACUGCUGACGGAGACGUCGUCACGGUAUGCCCGUAAGAUUUCUGGCACCACAGCACUGCAGGAGGCCCUGAAGGAGAAGCAGCAGCACAUCGAGCAGCUUCUUGCCGAGCGUGACCUGGAGCGGGCCGAGGUCGCCAAGGCAACAAGCCAUGUGGGAGAGGUGGAGCAGGAGCUCACGUUGAUGAGAGAAGGUCAAGAGCAGUAUGUGACCGAGAUGGAGACCAAGAUGGACAACCUGCGAGCCCUGGUAGAGGCUGCAGACAAGGACAAAGUAGAACUAGUAAACCAGCUGGAGGAAGAAAGGAGGAAGGUGGAGGACCUUCAGUUUCGGGUGGAAGAGGCUUGUAUUACCAAAGGCGACUUGGAGGUUGCCACAGUCUCUGAGAAGUCUCGCAUUCUGGAACUGGAGAGGGACCUUGCGUUGCGGGACAAAGAAGUUGCUGCCCUUCGGCAGCACCUGGAGGCAGAGCCUGGGUAUAGGGCUUCUAGCCAGGACCCUGCCACUGCAGUCCUUCAGGAGGAACUCUCUUUGCUCCACACCCAUCCGUCUUCUCAAGCAGCUAGCCAUGACGCAGAGCAGGCCACCCUGCGUGCGAAGAUCGAUUCAGAAGAAAAAAUGCAUCGCGAGGCCACAGCUCAACUGCAGGCCUCCUUAGCACUUUUAUCCAAAGACAACGAGCAGCUUCGUGCUCGACUAAUGGAGGCUGCAAAGGAGAAUACAGAUGUUAUUGAGCUGUGGCGCUCCAAGCUAGCCUCGGCCAUCACCUCACAUCAGCAAGCAAUGGAGGAGCUGAAGGCCUCUUCAUGUAAGGGAGUUGGUGAUUCCCAUGCGGCCGAGCUCGUUGAGUUGAGAGACGCUUUGGAAAGGCUGAAGGCAGAGCACAAGCUGGAGCUGGAGGAGUGCAUGGGUAGGCACACUGCUGAUGCUAUGAGAUGGAAGCAAGAAGGCGAAGAGCUCCGGAAACAGCUGCUCACUCUAACUGAGGAGAAGGAGCACCUGGUGGAAUCUCUACGUACUAACCUGGAGAGCACGGAGGAACAACACCUAGUGGAGAUGGAGGAAGCUUUGGGCAAGCUCCACAAUGCUGAACUUAGAGUCAAAGAGCUAGACGAGGAAGUGCUUAAGCUCGGACAGCAGGUGAAUGAGAAGGCUCGGGAGGUUCAGGAUCAACAUGCGGUCCUUCAGUCUCUGCAGUCUCAACAGAGCCAUGGCGAUCAGGAGUUCCAGAGUCUUUUAGCACAUCUUGAAGAAGCACAGGGCAAGUGCAGGCUGCAAGAAGGAAAGGUCAUUGAGCUGACCUCGGCGUUGGAGAGCAAACAGCAGGAGCUGCAGCAACUGCAGCAGAGCAUGGCCUCACUGCGGGAAAACAGCAGCUCUUUGGAGCAAGAAGUUUCUGAUAUGAAACAAAAGCAUACAGCAGCUUUAAAUGAAAAGACAGAAUCCGCACAUGCUGUGCAAAAGUUACAGGAAAUGCUCAACAAAAAAGAAGAUCAAUGCACAUCUCUUUCUACUGAAUCAGAAACGCUCAAGGUCCAGUUAUCUGGUCUGGAGGCAAAGUCGAAAGCAGGUGAAGAGAAAAUUGAGCAGCUAGCUAAAGAUAAGACUAAACUUGAAAAUGACAUUAGCGAACUGAUAAAGUCAUCCGGAGACAGCUCUGCUCACCUGUCAAAAAUAAUGGAAGAUCUCAAUCAAAAAGACAGGAGAAUCGAGGAACUUCACAAUCAGCUUUCAGAACAGAAGGAGUUGGUGGUUCGUUCCGAGGAGAACAGGCAUCAGGAGCAGGAACAAGCAAACCAGGAGAGGAAGGACAUCACUGAGAAACACCAGGAAGAGGUUUGCAACCUACUGGAAAAGAUAAAGCUUCUGGAGCGAAGUGUCGAGGAAGCUCAGGCUACAGUGCAAGAUACCCAGACCUCUUCAGAGAAGGCUCUGGCCAGUGCCUUGGAGCGGCACUCAGAGGAGCUGCAGGAGCUCCAGUGUCAGGUUGAAGCAGCACAGCAGCAACUCUGCACUUCUGAGGAGAAGUGCCAGAGGCUCAAAGAAGAGGCAGAGCACUUGAUGACUUUUCAAGAAAAGGCAGAGUCGCUCACUGCUGAAUUGGCUUUCUCCAUGCAAGGGGCUGAGAAGCUUGCUUCUGAAUUUGGGGAUCUGAGGUUGUUGUCUGAAAGUCUAGCUAAGGAAAGGGAUGUUCUUCAGGCUCAGACGGCAAAUGUGGAGAAGCAAAUUGCAGAGUCCCACGUGAAGAUAUCUAGCCUGGAGGUGGUUCAACAGGAUCUUACAUCAAAAAAUAAGGAACUUCAAGCAUUCAGUGACCAAUUAAGCAAUGAAAUAAAGCAACUGCAUUCCACAAGUGAUAAACUACAUAGGGAAAAGUCAUCACUGAAUUUGGAAAAAGGGCAGCUUUUAGAAAAGGUGCAGAGGUUAACAAAAAUCUUGGAAGAAAUGAAAGCUGAGAAUGCUCUUCUGAAGGAGACUGAAGGAAAGCUCAUAGGUCAGAUUGAAGAUCUGGAAAAGAGCAAUGCACAGAGACAAGAAACCAUUUUGAAAUAUCAGCAAGAGAUUCAGGAACAAGAGACAAAUAAUACACAGCUAGCCCAAAAACACCUCAAGGCCUGUGAGGAUAGGGACAGGUUUCAGGAGGAACUUGGAUGUUGUCAAGAGGAGCUGCAGUCCAUUAAAUCAUUAUGCGUAAAAAAUGCAGAGCUUCAAUCACUGAUAGACUCUUUUGAGUGUAAGAAAAAGGAGCUCUCUACCAAGAAUGCCAAUUUGCAGGCUGAAAUCGAAAAUCUCCGUAAUAACAAUGCAAAAGUAAUGGCAAAACUAAAUACCACCAUUUCAGAUAAAGAGUCGCUUGUGGAUGAAAAGGCAGAACUUGAAAGGCAGCUUCAUGCCACCACGAUUGCAUUGGAAAUAGCUGGCAAGGAUAAUGCUGAGCUUCAAGCCUCCAAUUGCAGCUUUGUUAAAAUGCUGGAGGAAGUCAAGACUAGUAAGGACAUCACACACUCUGAGAAGCUUUUACUCCUACAAGAGAAGGAAAACCUUUCUAAAAAGAUGGAGGAACUUGUGCAAAGAAUUGCCAGUUGUGACAAUGAUAAUGCUAGUCUCUUGGAGGUGCAGUCAAAGCUUAACGCAGAAAUUGCAUCUAUCAGAACAGAAAAGGAGAAGGCAGAAAUGGAACAAAAGUUGCUGUUCACCAAAGUAGAGGACUUAAGAAAGUCUGUUAAUGAGCUGUGCAUAGAAAAAAAAGAUCUUUCUGAGGAGAAAAAUUAUUUGCAGCUUCAAGUUCAGGACCUUGCGCAAAGUUCAGCUUCCACUUUUCAAAAAUUGAAUGAGCUAUCUUCUUUACUGCAGAAGGUCACUGAAGAGAAAACAUUGCUUACCAAAGAAAUUGAGCUUUUAAAGGUCCAGCAGAUGAAGAGUGAGGAGAUCAGGUCAGAUAUGGUUGUUGCAAAAGAUCUUCUUACUUCAAAUAUUGAAGAACUUGGAAAGGAAAAUGCAUGCCUUAUUUCAGAGAAGGCUGAUCUUCUAGCCUUGCACAGUUCUCUUGAACAAGAGGUGCCAUCUCUUCGUCAAAGCCUGAAAACCAGCAAAAAGCAAUGCUCUGAAUAUUUGGCUGAGGUAGAAAAGCUGAAAAAGGCUCAACUUCAAUUAGAAGCACGUCUACAAAACCUCCAUGAUGACAGUAUUAAGUUAGAGGAGAAACACAGAGCUGCAGAAUUGCAGGUGAGCCUUUUAUCCAAAGCCCAGGAUGAGAUUGUCUCCAGUCUGACUGCAGUUCAAGCUGAGAGGGAUGCCCUCCGGAUGGAAAAGGAGAAAGCCAGCAUUAUGGUGACUCAACUUGAGGCCCAAAACAAAAGUGCUUUAUCAAAGCAGCUUGAGGUGGCUGAGAUUGCUGGACACACUGCACAGGUCCUUGAGAGAUUGACCCAGGAAAAACUGGUAUUGCAAAAGGAGAAAUUUGCAGAUGAGGCUCUAAUCCAGGAAUUAAAAAACACAAAACAGGAAAUGGAAUCUCAGAUGAACAAUCUGACAGAGCAGAACUCAAAGUACCAUAAGGAGUUGCAGACAUCCAAAGAACAGAUGAACAUUGAGAAUGAAAGGAUCGGCAGCCUUUCCAAAGAAAUUGAGGAGCUGAAGAGGGCAGCAUCAGAAAAGACCUUGGCCAUAGAAGUCAUGAAAAAGGAAAAUGCCAAGCUGGCUGAAGAGCUUACUGGUAGCCAGAAGGAGGGCGACAGCCACCAAAAACUCAAAGAGGAAUGGAAAAGUCUUAAUAAUCAGUUGAAAGACAUGAAGAAGAGGGAGAAUGCUUUGAAGAGUGAGUCAGAGAAGGAGAAAGCUGCACUACAACAAUCUAUCCAAAAAUAUUGUGCCUUGAUCUUCGAAAAGGAUAGAGAAUUGGAAACAUUGAGAAAUGAGGUAUCUAUGGUUCAUGAGCAGAAUGCUGCAGUGCAGACCCUGCAAAGCUCUAUGAAGUCUCUGGAAACUGAUAAACUUCAGCUACAAGAGCGAGUCUGCACCCUAGAAAGCAACCUGUCUGCAGCACAAGCCAACAGACCUGAAAAUGCCGCUUUAGGUAAACAGAUUCACUCUGCAAGGAUUGGAAAGUUUAAUCAGAAAGCUGCCUCUGUAAACAGAUCCUCUUCUGCUCUGGACCAGAUGAGCGAGCAAAAGGAGACAGCAGAGAGUCAGGCAGCGAUUGAAUUCCUGAACUCGGUUAUCGUGGAUCUGCAGAGAAAGAAUGAAGAGUUGAAAGCUAAGCUAGAGAACAUGGCUGAAGCAGCACUCAAUGGUAACACCACCAAUGAGAUGGACAGCAAUGACAGCCUGUCUGAGAUUAAAACCAAAAAGAAACCUCCACCACGACUGUUCUGUGACAUAUGUGACUGUUUUGACCUCCAUGACACCGAGGACUGUCCCACCCAGGAGCAGAUGUCUGAGUCCCCUCCCCACACCACUUACCAUGGCAGUCCCAAUGACGAGAGGCCUUACUGCGACAUCUGUGAGAUGUUCGGCCACUGGACAGAAUCCUGCAAUGAUGACCAGACUUUCUAAAUUUUCUCUUCCUUUUUCCGAGCAUUUAUACCUGCAAUACCACACACGCCUUGAGUAACACAUCGCACACGUGUGUUAAUGUCUGUAGUGUGUGUGUGACUGUUGUGUGUUCAACUAUUCAUCAUGCCACUCAACACAUUCUUCAGUUUUAAUAAAAGCUUGUGUCAAUGGUUUAAUCAGGUCAAGUUAGUUCAAUGGGCAAAAAGUAUUCACUAGUUGAAAAUUAUAUCAAUUCCCUUAAUCUCCAAGAAAUGGUUUAAAAGAAGAAAACACUUUUCUCUUAUCUUUUUAAAACCUAUGUAUUAAUGUAUUAAAUUUGGUAAUGUGGGUAUUGGAGAUGGUGGAAGGAAUGUAUUUGCCAAGAAGUUUGGAGUCUUUGACCUGUUAGAGUCACAGCAAAGGGCAUGUAAAUUCUCCUGAAUGUCUGGGGGCGUUUUUGGGGCUUUUGUUUGUUUGUUUUUUUAAAGACGCAACAAUCCUGAUGCACUUUACUCCAUGAUCCUCUUCCCAGUUUCCACUUGUCUGAAAAAUGACUAAGAUGAACACAAUGCUGUUUUAGCAGUUUGUCUUUUGGAAUAUAAUACAUCUGUACAAAAAUAAAUAAAUAAAUAUUAAGUCAUUUUUA
Electrophorus electricus (electric eel) is the source of this 6782-nucleotide messenger RNA. NCBI's taxonomy places the organism in Eukaryota, Metazoa, Chordata, Actinopteri, Gymnotiformes, Gymnotidae. The record is from RefSeq and is a predicted model, not a curated record.